AUGUCCUUCGACCCACACAAUGUCGACCUGGACACGGCAGACGCCGCCCAAAUCGUCUGCUACCUCAACGCAGAAGGAAACGAAUACGACGGCCGAAUGGGCGCACGCAUAUCCGCCAUCUUCGUAAUCCUAGUCGUCUCCUCAGCAGCAACCUUCUUCCCUGUUCUGGCGCAGCGCGCCCCCCGCCUCCGCAUCCCCCUCUACGUCUACCUCUUCGCAAAGUACUUCGGUGCGGGCGUGAUCAUCGCAACGGCAUUCAUCCACCUUCUUGACCCCGCCUACGACGAGAUUGGAAGCAACUCCUGCGUCGGCCUGACAGGCCACUGGGCCGAUUACUCCUGGUGUCCUGCCAUCGUGCUCACCUCUCUCAUGGUCGUGUUCCUCAUGGACUUCGGCGCCGAGCGCUGGGUCGAAGUCAAGUACGGCAUUUGUCGCGAGGACCCCGAGCCGAUGAUGGCUUCUGGUGGUGAUGUUCAGGUUCAGCGUGUUAGCUCGCGUGUGUCGGCGCGUCACUCGGACGAUAAACAGGUGAAGGAGAUCGAGUCGCAGUCGCAGGAGCUUGCUAUCGAGCGCUCGGUUAAGCAGCAGAUUGCUGCGCUGCUGAUUCUUGAAUUUGGCGUUAUCUUCCACUCAGUCAUUAUUGGUCUUAAUCUUGGUGUUGCUGGUGAUGAGUUUGCAACUCUUUACCCCGUUCUUGUGUUCCACCAGUCGUUUGAGGGUCUUGGUAUCGGCGCUAGAAUGUCUAGCAUUCCUUUCAAGAAGGGUAGCUGGAUUCCUUGGCUUUUGUGUACCGCCUACGGAUUGACGACUCCUAUUUCUAUUGCUAUUGGACUGGGCCUGCGCACUACUUACAACCCUGGUUCCUUUACUGCAAAUGUUGUCUCCGGUGUCUUGGACUCGAUCUCUGCUGGUAUUUUGCUGUAUACUGGUUUGGUGGAGUUGCUUGCGCGCGACUUCUUGUUUGACCCUCAUCGCACGCAAGAUGACAGGCGUCUGGCUUUCAUGGUGCUUACUAUGCUCCUUGGUGCUGGUAUCAUGGCUCUUCUUGGAAAAUGGGCUUGA
This is a messenger RNA of Penicillium soppii, 1062 nucleotides long. It is a transcript of the gene zrfA, whose product is annotated as high-affinity Zn(2+) transporter ZRT1. Lineage: Eukaryota; Fungi; Ascomycota; Eurotiomycetes; Eurotiales; Aspergillaceae. Gene Ontology annotation, cellular component: plasma membrane. Gene Ontology annotation, biological process: zinc ion import across plasma membrane. The coding region runs from base 1 to 1062 and encodes 353 amino acids. The transcript has a single exon. The record is from RefSeq and is a predicted model, not a curated record. Gene Ontology annotation, molecular function: high-affinity zinc transmembrane transporter activity.